GCGAGUUUUACUAUUGACUCUAGGGGAUGACUGAAGGGCAGGUAGCCGAAGACGCAUAUACUUUCCAAUCCCUUCCCGUCAAGGUCGACUUCCACGGCACGACUGAUGUGCGGGAGAAUUUUAACGCGUACACCACCGUUGAUACGCAGUCAGGGGAGCUGCGUAAUAGUUUCCGUGGCCGAGCCCUUGUAGGCCUGAACAUUGCGUUGCCGGAGAAUUACAGCAUCGCACUAGUGGACUUACCUCUGAGCAGCACGGACGAAAUCUGUCCAGAGGGAAAGCUGAAUAAGAUUAGUCGGACGGAAGCCUAUUCUGAGAGGCCCACGUUCGACACACCGUCGGAAGGCGCGUCUAGCUUUGUUUUGUCCGACCACAUUCUAGUAAGGCAGGUCUCAUCUCAUUAUAUCCUGUGGGAACAUGAUAAGCGGAUGGAAAAGGCUGAAAUAUUGAACCAAUGGAUCGAGCUUGCGCAGGCUAUUCACAGCUGAAGGCACAUACUAUUGCGUUUCGUUCUAACAACACAAUAUAAGAGGAAUUGUGACGGGAAAAGGUUACUGAGUAUGGUGGCUACGCCGUCUUCAAGGGUGGCGAUAAUAAUUCCAGUGGAAAGAAUGAGUCCCUUUACGUGAUGGGUUGGCUUUUGUGAGAUACUUCAAGUGUUCCCCAACACUUGUACCACACCAUAAGGAAUCUCGA
Messenger RNA from Phytomonas sp. EM1, 696 nucleotides. NCBI's taxonomy places the organism in Eukaryota, Euglenozoa, Kinetoplastea, Trypanosomatida, Trypanosomatidae. The record is from the annotation of a GenBank genome assembly.